Messenger RNA from Lymnaea stagnalis (great pond snail), 1164 nucleotides. The record is from the annotation of a GenBank genome assembly. Lineage: Eukaryota; Metazoa; Mollusca; Gastropoda; Lymnaeidae.
GUCCUUUCAGACAAAAACUAUCUCAUAUUUUGUGACAUUUUUAGCAUAGCAUGCCUUCUAAUAUCCGUCGUGGGUAGCGUAGGAAAUGUGGUUUCUAUCAAAGUCUUUAUUUCAAUGGGACUAAGAGAUGGCGUCACCACUUCCUUCGUGUUCCUAGUGACGGCGGAUUUAAUUUAUCUUGUCGUCAUGGCCGCCCACGCUGUCGCUCUUCAGCUUUUUGUGAUCGAGAAGAAAAGUCAGUACAGAACAUGGUUCAACGUUGAUCCGUUCGGCGUGUACAUAGUUUUUGCCAACAUUGCAAACUUAAUCUACUUUGAAACGAUCACGAUAACAACAAUGCUGGCAGUCGUUCGCUGCAUGUGCGUUGCGAUGCCGCUCAAAUUUAAAAACGUUUUCAACAGGGGGACAUCCAGCGUCGCGUCGUUCGUCUUUUGCGUCCUUGGCCUGGCCAGCUACCUGCCCGUUCUUGUGUACAUGGCCUUGAUCCCGGGGUACGACCCGAGAGUCAACGCGACGAGAUCGGUACUUUGGAUAUCCCCCCAAAGGGAGGAGAGUAAGCACGCUGUUUGGAUCACCAGGGACGUGUCUUUCACCUUCGCCAGCGAGGUCGUUGUCAUCGUUUGUGUCAUCGUCAUGGCAAGAAGAAUCCGAGCUGCAUCCAGGUUCCGCCAGAUGUCAACACUCAACGGUUUAAACAAGCCGGAAUCCAUCACGAGAAAAGGACCGUCAACGAAAACAUCACAGAAGAACGCAAGGCGUCAAAUGAAAGGUGAUGACAUUGAAAAGUCGAUACCACAUGUACAGGAGAUCACAAAGUCGAUACCACAUGUACAGGAGAUCACAAAGCCGAUACCACAUGUACAGAAGAUGACAAAGUCAGAAGUCAGGCAGAACUUGAGCAAAACGUCCAACAGAGAGCUCUCCGUUGUUAAACAGGUUGUUCUAAUCUCAACGGUGUACAUUGUAAGUAACGCUCCAAAAAUAGUUUUUGUCAUAGUGUCGUUUUUCUAUACCGAGUUCACCCUCGGCAAGAGUUAUCAGAACCUCUACCUGGUCGGAGUCUCGUCCAUGGAGUUUUUCCAGACUUGCAGCUCGAGUAUCAACAUAUUCAUAUACUACAAAUUCAACACCAAGUUUAGAAAGUAUUGUACAUUACGAAAGUAG